UAUAUUUUUUUUAGGAACUAAUGCCCGCAUUUUCGGCGUGUUAUCUAUUGAGUGUAUAAAAUCGAUGCGUCAUUGCUGGCCGCAAUUAAGUGCGUGUGGGCCGAGAACGCAUUAGAAUAGACGAAAGGGAAGUGUGUGCAGCUAAAGAAUGCAUUACUCGUAUUCCUCGCUUGCUCCCCCUGGUGGGGUGGAUCAUCAUAAUCGCUGCCUCGGCAACCGUGCCUGGUGUGUCAAGGACAUUUGUGGCAUUGUGUGUGUCAUUAUGACCUGGCUGCUCAUAUUGUUUGCGGAAUUUGUCGUCUGUGGAUUGAUUUUGCUGCCGAGCUAUCGCAGCUAUACAGCUUUUAGCACAGUUAACAUGAUAAUAUUCCAAGCGCUUGCAUUCCUCGCAUUUGUCUCACACUUGCGCACCAUGCUCUCGGAUCCGGGCGCUGUGCCGCGUGGUAAUGCCACUAAGGAGAUGAUUGAACAGAUGGGCUAUCGUGAGGGUCAGAUGUUCUACAAGUGUCCUAAAUGCUGCAGCAUCAAGCCUGAUCGGGCCCAUCACUGCUCUGUGUGCCAGCGCUGUAUACGCAAAAUGGAUCAUCAUUGUCCUUGGGUGAAUAAUUGCGUUGGCGAGAACAAUCAAAAGUAUUUUGUACUAUUCACGUUUUAUAUUGCUUCUAUAUCGGUACACACACUCUUCUUAGUGCUUUCGCAGUUUGCGGAAUGCGUUCGAAACGAUUGGCGCACUUGCUCGCCCUACUCACCGCCAGCAACCAUCUUUCUGUUGCUCUUUCUCACAUUCGAGGGCCUUAUGUUCGGCAUAUUCACCAUUAUAAUGCUUGCCACCCAACUGAAUGCCAUACUAAACGAUCAGACGGGCAUUGAGCAACUGAAGAAGGAGGAGGCGCGUUGGGCUAAGAAGUCGCGCCUUAAGAGCAUUCAGUCGGUAUUCGGACGUUUCUCGUUGGCUUGGUUCUCACCGUUUACGGAGCCGUCGAGUCGCACCAAAUUUAGUCCACAUUUCUAUUCAGUGUGAGGAGAAGGCAUCGCAGGAUGUUAGCUUAAACGAACAAUAAUCCCCACAAACACACGUUGCACUCACCUGUUGAUUAGGUGUGCUGUGUCUGGUGUGUUUGUAUUUCUGUCUAUAUGUAUGUGUGUGUGUACAAGUAUUUACUUAAGCUCAAACUGAAUGGACAUGUGUUGCAUGUGCAAUACGAUUAUACUUACACUAAUACUUAAUUAUUUAAUUGCAAAUGAGAGAUUUUACUUUUGUGAGCGCAUUGUGCGAGUAUUUAUUUUGUACAGAGAAAAUAAACUUUCAAAACAUG
Messenger RNA from Drosophila sulfurigaster albostrigata, 1316 nucleotides. RefSeq names its product palmitoyltransferase ZDHHC3. The coding region runs from base 149 to 1021 and encodes 290 amino acids. NCBI's taxonomy places the organism in Eukaryota, Metazoa, Arthropoda, Insecta, Diptera, Drosophilidae. Gene Ontology annotation, cellular component: Golgi apparatus; endoplasmic reticulum. Gene Ontology annotation, biological process: protein targeting to membrane; peptidyl-L-cysteine S-palmitoylation. Gene Ontology annotation, molecular function: protein-cysteine S-palmitoyltransferase activity. The record is from RefSeq and is a predicted model, not a curated record. The transcript is spliced from 5 exons.